Messenger RNA from Didymella exigua CBS 183.55, 225 nucleotides. Its product is annotated as DUF1748-domain-containing protein. The coding region runs from base 1 to 225 and encodes 74 amino acids. Lineage: Eukaryota; Fungi; Ascomycota; Dothideomycetes; Pleosporales; Didymellaceae. The transcript is spliced from 4 exons. The record is from RefSeq and is a predicted model, not a curated record. Gene Ontology annotation, cellular component: cytoplasm.
AUGGUUCUCGGCAAGGUUGCGCACUACGCCUUCGACGCGGUACUAGUCUCCGCCUUUCUCGCGGGCGUGCGACGCUCCACCGGCCUGACUGUAAAGCCGGAGCAGUUCAGCGACACGCCGAGCGUGCAGAAGUGGCUGGACAACUACCUGUGGGUGGGAGAGACGGUCAUGGAUUCGAGCGUUGCCCUGUUCGCGAGCAGCAGUUACUUCGAGCGGAAGCGGUAG